CAAAAAUGGUGGAAAAGUGGAGAAACGAUCGCUCCACCCCAUUUUCCAUUCUUCUCCAUUUCCUAUAAAAAGGCCAUCACAAUCCCAUCCUGAAAGAACCCAGUAGAUACACAAACAAGAGAAGAACCAAAUCAAGAGGCAAAAAACCCCAGAAAAAAAAGAAAAAAAACUACCAAAAAAACAAAAAAAAUGGCAAAGGCCGCUAUUCUCGUGUCUGCUCUCUGCUUCUUGGCCAUUGCCACCUUUGCUCAUGCCCAGCAGAAGGUUUAUAAUACCUAUGGUGGGGUCUACUGUGAUCCAUGCAACGUUGAAUUCCACACCCGUCUCAGUUACCCUAUCCCUGGUGCCAGGGUACAAGUUCAAUGCAGGAAUAGGGACACCAACGCAGUGACCGUCACCAAGGAAGGAUGGACCAACAACGACGGAGGCUAUAGCAUCGAUGUGAUCGGGGACCACGAAGAGGAGAUCUGCGAGGUCUCGGCAUUGAGCAGCCCAGAUGCCAAAUGCAAUGUGCCAUUCACCAAUGCCGAUAAGGCCAGAGUGUUGUUGACCGAAAACAGUGGUGUACAGGGAACUUCUCGCUAUGCUAAUCCCAUUGGGUUCAAGACCACCACUCCUGAUGCUGGCUGCAAGGAUGUCCUUGCUGAAUUGGGCAUGACCGUUUAAACAAGUUCAUUCCUUUUUUUCUGAAGAUGCUUGGAAGACAAAAAAUAAAAUAAAAUAAAUUGGAUUUUUUUUAGUUUUUUUUUUUAAUGAGAAAAGAGUUUAUCCCCAAAAAUGAAAAAAGAGAUUUGGUGAUCAUAUAUCAAAUUAAAAGCGCUGUGUGCUUUUUGCCUUAGGGAUGAUGAUCAAUAAUGUUUUUAUGCGUUAUGUUUGGGCUUCUCCUGUUUGUGUAUUUCUCUCAACUUCAUUCUUACAUUUGACUUAGCGAGAAGUUCAUCAAUCACCAUCAAAGAAAUAAAAUGAUGUUAUUAUUGUGAGAAAUCUUUUUUCGUCAAUUCUUUCUCGAUUCUUGUUGUAGUUACGAUUGAUUUGUUUUCUCAAAUCUAUGGAUUCUCAUCAUUGUUCCAUUUCUUCAAAUAUUUAAGUUUUUCUUUUUUCUUUACACACUUGAAUAAAAGUCUGAGUUUCUAAGAAAUUAGAGGAAAUUAUUCAGCCCAAAUGAGAUCCUGACCGCUCAAGUGCCUCCAUCUGACAGUCUAAAUCAAUUUGACGGACGUCAUGACAUCAACAACUUAUGAAGAGACAUAGUUGUAAAUCCAUAAUUCAAUAUUUAUUUUACUCCCUUAUUUUAAAAUCCCCCGAACUCAAAAUAACUACGUUUUGGGUCAUUUUUAAAAUUCCCUCGAACCCAAAACGACGUCAUUUUGAGACUACUAUUUUAAAACCCCCGAAUGUAAAAAGAUGUGUUUACUCCCUUUGUUUGUUUUAUUUUUUGGAUGGUUUUUUCAUAAUAAUAAAAUAUUAACUGUCUCAUCCCAACAUAUUUUUUUUACAUUUCCAAUGCACCUUUUUACAUUUCUAAUAGAAAAAACACCUAAAAACACA
Messenger RNA from Oldenlandia corymbosa var. corymbosa, 1548 nucleotides. The record is from the annotation of a GenBank genome assembly. Lineage: Eukaryota; Viridiplantae; Streptophyta; Magnoliopsida; Gentianales; Rubiaceae.